AUGAGUAAAACUACGUUUCGUUACUAUUCCCUGGCCCAGUACUUGUUGAUCGUGUUCGCAGUCGCCAACAAACAUCCUACCCAAUUACUACUGUAUGGAAUGCUGGCAGCUCUACCCGAUCAGACCGUCCUAUCACCUGCAAAGGCAUCCAAUGCCAACACAGCUCCAGGCACGAACGAUGAAGAGGCCCAGUACCUGUCCCUACUAAACCGUAUUCUACAGGAAGGAGAAACACGUCAAGAUCGCACUGGAACUGGAACAAAAUCCCUCUUUGCUCCUCCUCAAUGCAGAUUCAACCUAAAAGACAACAUAUUUCCCCUCCUAACCACAAAACGGGUCGCAUUCCGUGCCAUAUUCGAGGAAUUGAUGUGGUUUAUUCGGGGAUGUACUGAUGGUAAACUGCUCGCUGCUAAAGGUGUAAAGAUAUGGGAGGGUAAUGGUAGUAGGGCUUAUCUGGAUUCUAUUGGUCUGAGUCAUCGUAGAGAGGGAGAUCUGGGUCCUGUCUAUGGGUUUCAGUGGAGACACUUUGGUGCUCAGUAUGUUGAUGCUGAUGCUGACUAUACUGGCAAAGGAGUAGAUCAGUUGAAACAGGUAUUGCACAAGAUUGUACAUAAACCACAGGAUAGGCGUAUUGUCCUUAGUGCUUGGAAUCCGGCUGACUUGGCAGUAAUGGCCCUGCCACCAUGCCACAUGUUUGUCCAAUUCUACGUAUCACUCCCAACAUCGCCAGGCACCAAACCAGUCCUCUCAUGCCAACUAUACCAACGAUCUUGCGACAUGGGACUAGGGAUUCCAUUCAAUAUCGCUUCAUACUCGCUAUUCUUGAUCUUGGUCGCUCACGUCACUGGAUGCACGCCUGGAGAAUUCGUGCAUUGUAUGGGCGAUACUCAUAUAUACUUGGAUCAUGUCGAUGCGCUUAAAGAGCAAAUCACUAGAACUCCGAGGGCAUUCCCGACUAUAAAGAUUAAGAGGGCUAGACCCGAGGGGGUAUUGUCUGAUGAGGAGAUGGUUAGGGCGCUGGAGGCGUUUCAGUUUGAGGAUAUUGAAAUCAUUGGAUACAAUCCACAUCCAACCAUCAAAAUGGCCAUGUCUGUAUAG
Synchytrium microbalum is the source of this 1098-nucleotide messenger RNA. RefSeq names its product thymidylate synthase (gene CDC21). Gene Ontology annotation, biological process: dTMP biosynthetic process. The transcript has 3 exons. NCBI's taxonomy places the organism in Eukaryota, Fungi, Chytridiomycota, Chytridiomycetes, Synchytriales, Synchytriaceae. Gene Ontology annotation, cellular component: cytosol; mitochondrion. Gene Ontology annotation, molecular function: thymidylate synthase activity. The record is from RefSeq and is a predicted model, not a curated record. The coding region runs from base 1 to 1098 and encodes 365 amino acids.